GAUGUUCCACUUCUCGCGCGAGGCCGUCGCGAGGCUGAAGGCGAGGGCGAACGAGGAGUGCGGGCGAGGCGACUUGUCGUCGUUCCAGUCGCUGACCGCGCUCCUUUGGCGCGCCGUCACGCGCGCGCGGGGCCUCGCGCCUGGGCAGGCGACGAGCUGCCGCGUGGCCAUCGAAAACCGAGCGCGGCUGCGGCCGCCGCUCGCGAAGGAGUACUUCGGGAACUCGAUAUACGUCGUCGCCGCGUCGGCCACGGCGGGCGAGCUCCUCGCGCAGGGAAUCGGGUGGGCCGCGGCGCUGGUGAACCGGGCCGUGGCGGAGCACACGGACACCGAGAUCAGGGCUAAGUUGGGGGCAUGGAUGGCGCGGCCCUUUGUGUACACGCUCCGCGAGUUUGACGAGAACAGCGUGAUGGUGGGGAGCUCGCCGCGGUUCGACAUGUACGGGUGCGAGUUCGGGUGGGGGAGGGCGGUGGCGGCGCGGAGCGGCGGGGCGAACAAGUUCGACGGAAAAAUAUCGAUGUAUCCGGGUUGGGAGGGAGGGGGGAGCAUGGACGUGGAGCUGUGCUUGGUCCCGGAGAACAUGGCGGCGCUCGAGAGGGACGAGGAGUUCAUGGGCGCCGUGUCACCGCCCGUGGAGAUGGAGGUGCUGCUCGAGGGGAUUAAUUAA
Molecule: messenger RNA, 667 nt
Organism: Ananas comosus (pineapple)
Lineage: Eukaryota; Viridiplantae; Streptophyta; Magnoliopsida; Poales; Bromeliaceae
Product: BAHD acyltransferase DCR-like
Exons: 2
Coding region: 2-667 (221 amino acids)
Source: RefSeq, a predicted model, not a curated record